AAGAAAAACCUGAACUAUGGUGCAUUUGGUACCUAGGCUGACAGUACAAGAAUGGCAAGCAGAUCACUCUGUCCUCUUAAUGCAACUUCUCACAACCAUCAGGACAAAUCCAAUCUUGGGGAAAGCAAAAAGGCAUCUUGUUCAUUUUCCAUUGAAAGCAUUUUGGGGUUAGAGCGAAAAAAAGAUGGCACAACUGCUGCAAAGCCGCACAGGCCAUGGAUGGAUAAAUGCAAUGAUUUAGGAGAGGAUUGCAACCCUUGUCUACGUUUUCCUGCCAUUUCCUAUGCAAUCCCAUUGUUUAAUGCGAUCAGCUACCCAGAGGCAGAAGAAAGAGUUCGGAAAUGUGAAAACUAUUUUGCAGUCAAUGAAAAGCUUUCUUACAAAAGGGAAUUGAGUUGGUACAGAGGUAGGAGGCCAAGAACUGCAUUCACUCGGAGCCAGAUUGAAGUGCUGGAAAAUGUUUUCAGAGUGAACUCUUAUCCUGGGAUUGAUGUUAGAGAAGAACUAGCUCAAAAAUUAGAUUUAGAUGAAGACAGGAUCCAGAUCUGGUUCCAGAAUCGCCGGGCAAAGCUGAAGAGAUCCCACAGAGAAUCUCAGUUUCUAAUGGUGAAAAACAAUUUAUCUCAAAACAUGAUAAAAUAA
This is a messenger RNA of Zootoca vivipara (common lizard), 642 nucleotides long. RefSeq names its product HESX homeobox 1 (gene HESX1). The record is from RefSeq and is a predicted model, not a curated record. Gene Ontology annotation, biological process: forebrain development; regulation of transcription by RNA polymerase II; pituitary gland development. Lineage: Eukaryota; Metazoa; Chordata; Lepidosauria; Squamata; Lacertidae. Gene Ontology annotation, cellular component: nucleus. Gene Ontology annotation, molecular function: RNA polymerase II cis-regulatory region sequence-specific DNA binding; DNA-binding transcription repressor activity, RNA polymerase II-specific.